[Torrubiella] hemipterigena is the source of this 1776-nucleotide messenger RNA. The record is from the annotation of a GenBank genome assembly. Lineage: Eukaryota; Fungi; Ascomycota; Sordariomycetes; Hypocreales; Clavicipitaceae.
AUCACAUCAUCAUCACUUCCUCGACCAACACGCAGUAAAUCUUUUGUUUUAUUUUGCAAAUCAUACUCCCUUGCUGUUGUUCUUGAACGAUUCAAGCGACCACGUAUAUUUACUUGAAAGCAUUUCCUACGUUGCCGAUCGAUCCCCAGUCACAUCGCCAACACAACAACUUCCGACCAAAUCCUAUCACCAGAAAGCUAUGCUGCCAAGCGAUCAUUGAAAUAAUAUUUAUCAUAUGAAUACUGAGAGACACUGAUAAAAUGAGUACACCCCAAGGUCAGUCCCAAAAGGCCACCCCAGGGAGACGGCAACCCCAACGCCACGGUCGAUCGACGAAAACCAAGGGCUACGCCUCUGAGAAUGACGCUGGAAUGUUUGACGUGGCGCAGGCUCGCCAAGUGCCCAGAACUCCAAAUAAGGCUGGCUCUGGUUCUCCAGCUCCUGGAAAUACUCAACCUGGUACCGGUACAAAUAAACAGCGAACCCGCGGCAAAGGAAAACCGAAGGCAGCACAAACCUCACCCGACGAGCCGCAGUCUCACUCAACUCCUCCACAACAAACAGCGGCAAUGAAGGCUGCCUCUGGGCCUGCAUUUGCAGGUGCGACUUUUCAUGCAUCACCAGCUCCCUCUGCGUUACCAAUUCCUAGCUUUCUCACUAAAUCUUCGGCCGAAUCUCCCGUUCCUAGACCCGUUGCCGAUCUCUCUACAAGUCGCUCUGUUCGCGAUUCUCCUGCGGAUGCCCGUACAACAAGUGCCCAUCCAAGCAAUGGCGCACGUGAGUCCCCGUUGGACUUCAUGUUCCGCGCCCAUCGACAAGAGAAGGAACGAAUGGGUGCCGGGGGCGCUUCACCUGGCCAAUCUGGGGCUUCUGCAUAUGCGUCAACUAUGUCACAAACGCCGCCGUACUCUUCUGGUAUAGACAGAGUAGAAUUGGAUGGAACGCCUGGUCGAGAUAUUGGGCCUGCCUUCUCAACACCUUAUCAAGAUCGAAUUAAUGCUGCUCGAACAAUGCGUUCUGGUACAGAGCGUGGGCCUGCUUCUCUCGAGAAUUCAUCGAGCUUUACGCGCGAUCAGCCCGAUGAUGCUUCGGAAGCUUUGAAGAGAUACUUAUUUGGCGGGCCUGUUAAGCCUGCAAACUCCCAGCCCCAGCAGCCCCAGCCCAGUCAUCCCAGUCAGUCUCAUCAAUCUUACCAACCUACAUCGUAUGUACCCAAUAUGGCACCACAGGGCCUAUCGAAUCCGUCCGACAGCAUUCAGACAAUGGAGGACAGUCUUCGCCGCAUCUUGAAGCUUGAUCUUGCGGUAGAGCCAUCCAGUUCAGGAAGACAGUACAUACCGCAUAACCCUUGAUAUGCAUCGACUAGUAUUGUUUGUUUUUCCCUUUGUUUUCUUAUACCUUUUGCAUUGGUACAAUGCUCUCGUCUUGCAUUUGACCCUAGCGUUACCACACGAGCGGCCGGAUAUCACUUUCGCCACAGCACAGGGGCUGUUGGCUCGGCGUUGGGUUGAUAUGGCAGGUAGAUAGGUUGCUUUUUGGUAUUUAAAUCGAAAUCAUGACAUCUCUGUAUCUUUAGCAGUAGCCACUGGCAUUGGUUGCUCGCAUUUGAGCAUCGUGUUUUGUAUCUGUCCUGUCCGUAAAUUAGUUCAAACCCCCUUGCCAACGGAAAAUGAUAGCGUAAUAAACCAAUUACUGUACAAACAAAAAGCAAGAUUAUAUUAUAACACAUUAUCGCACUUAUUAAGCGACUAAUGCAUAGUCGCAGGUCGAGUAGGA